AACUAGGGUAGGCCAAUCAUAAUAGGUUAUAAAUUUGUAAAUAAUUGUACCCCGCUGAUGAAUUAAUUUGGAACUCCAAAAUGACGGGACUUCUUGCACUUUUUCUCAUCUGUUUAUUUCUUUACUGCAAUUUUACGUGGGUAAUACCAAGGUUACUGGCGUGGUUGGUAAAACGGCGGUAUAAAAUCCACCUGAGAGUCGGUCACAUUUCCUUACCCUAUUUCAUUCUCCGUGAUGUUACUGUCACCAAAAAUGGCUUUACUGUGCAAAUCGAUGAAAUCACAGUACGCAGUAGCUUGUUUAGCAGUGAAGUAGCCAAACUGCUGGCCGUAGUAAUGCGUGAUGUUCGUAUCAACAAGGAUGUACCAGUGCAGCCUAUUUAUACCAAAAAGAAUUUUGAAAAACCACUGGAUUUCAGGAACAAGAAGAUACCACCAAUUAUUAUCACUUUUGUUCAGUUUAUGGCUGUUCAUGUGGAAAACCUGAGCCUCCUUGCGCUUGGGAAUGGAUGGUUGGCUAAUGGAAGUGCAGAGAGUCUCAGUUUAGAUGGUAGUGUCGUCCAUGGAACAAGAACUCUUCUUGCAUCUGCUGCUGUAACUGGUGGAGCAAUGAAAUUGUUGCGUCAUGCCUCAGAUGCUUGUUUGGCACAGAUCAGCUUUGCAGGCAAUAUUGAGGCAACACUAAAGGCCCAAGGAGAAUUAUCUGUAGAGAAAUUGUAUAUUGGCGUGACUCAAACAGAGGGAUCCGGAGGAGCUGGUCUCCUGCAAUUUUUCAAAGACCGAAAGACGUUGUCGCCUACUAAAUCGCAUGGAAAUGCAAUUGGCCAGAUUAGUGGAACACUGCUAGCUCGACUGGCUCCUAUCAUACCAAAAAAUAUGACUCUGAAAAUGGGAAAUUCGUCGGUAAUUGCUGGUAGAGAAGAUGGUGGGCGAGUGGGCUUAGAAGGGACGAUGAAGGGCUUACAUGUAAAUGCUAGAUUUCAGCCAGCGGAUCCUCAGUUAUGUUUGGCAGUGAAGUUGGAUGGAUUAUCGAUUCGUGGAAAGCAGCCGGUUCUUUCUCUACGAACAUUAUCGAUAGAUUCAAGGAUGGAAGAAGAUGUUUUACGCAUAUCAACUCAGUUGCGCAAUCUUUCUGUGACAUAUGACUACGUGGACUGGGAGUUGGUAUUACCUGGGUGUAGUGGCGAGAUACCCAAUUCUGAUGUUGAUUUAUCAUCGAAGGGAAAAUUACCUUGGCUUGAAGUACGGGCUGUGACUGAACUCUAUGAAGGAGGAUUAUUUGUUAAACUACCUGAAAAUCAAGAAGCAUCAUGCGGUUUAUCCCAUGUCAAGUUUUCGCUGGAUAGAAUAGCAGACAAAGUCGUGGAAUGGAACACAGAGCUGUCUGUCCAAUCUCUCCGAUGGACUUUGGAGGGUGGAGAUGGAGGUGCUCCUGGAACUUCUCAUAGAUGGGGCAGUCCACUAUAUGUUGGAGUAUUUCUGGCUACGACUCGCACAAACGCUGUUGGAGUGUUUCUCGAUGAGUUGAGAGCUGAAUGGAGCCCCAAACUCGCUAGAUUUUUAGAACAAAGCUUCAAGUACUAUAACGAACGCAAAAGAGUUUUACACAGUCAAUCAGAUGUUACAAAGAAAGAAACGACCCAAUUCAACUUGAAAAUCAGAAACUGUAACUUAUUUUUCAUAGCUGAGAAUGAAUUAUCCGUAAUGGUGCGCCUAGAUUCGUCAAGCUUGGAACAUAGCUCGGAGCACCUCAUCGCUGUUGCAGAAGGUGUCUCUGCAAUAACACUCGAUAGAAAUGAACCUGUGUUGUGUGAACAUGCGCAAGCUCUGUCGAGUCCAUUCCUUGCUCUCCGAAAGUGUAAAGGGGCCAUCACACAUAAUAGUAUCAAUGUGAGUCUUGAUGAAUCAAGCUUGGUAUGGAGUCCUAAUCUCCAUCUUAGAUUACUUCAGCUCUGGCAAGAGGCUGCAGAUUUCAGAGCAGUAGCAUUCAGAAAAUCAGUUAGAGCUCCAACCGCAGAAACUCCAAAGCCCGUGCGAUCGAUAGAUCUGUUAGCAACAGGUGGUACAACGUUGUCAAUCAUUAUAUCACCUAGGCAUUUUCUUGAGCUAUCUUUGGAUCAAUUACGCUGGGUGCAAGGUGAAUGGAGAUUCAGCUACUUAAGAGCUGCCUUAGAUGGUGCCGAUAUUCUGACAGUUGAAGGAAUUGAGGUGAUCAAAGUGCCUGAAAGCGAAGAAGUUCGUUUAGAAAGAGCAAAUAAUGAGGGCUUCGAACUUGACUGGAACGUGACAUGGGCCGUUUACAUAGAUUCCUGUAAGGCUUCUUUUCCACACGAACAUCAGUGGACAGAAGCAAUACAAAACGAGUUGAUUAGUAUCCGAAAGUGGUUGAAAGAAAUUCAUGCAGGGGAACCACAAUUGGAGAAGCCACUGCCGAGUGACUUUAUAAUUAAGGUGAAAGAAUGGACUUUUGAGGUGAAAGAUGAUCCUUUUGAAGUACGUCUACGAGAUAACUAUGAGCUUUUAGAAGAUGAAUACAAGGAAAGUUUAAAACGACAGGCAAUGUUAGAUACUAAAGUCCAAGGGUUGUGUAGAACACAUCUGAUACUUCCUCAAAGUAAGGUAGAGGAGCUCUAUGCCAGUUUAAAUAAAAAAAAUGCAGAAAUAUAUGUGCAGAGAUGGAAACAAAUGCAGCGCGCUGGUCCUGUGAGAACUCGUCUUUGUGCUUGGACGAUGCAGGAUCUAGAUAUUAUGGUCUUAGUUGAUCCCACAAUUCAUGGGACAGAAAAAGCUGUUAAAGCCUUCAGAGAAAUAGAUCCAGAAACACCAUGGCCUGAAGAUGGUCUUGAGUUUAACACGCUAUGGGUUCGAGGUAUUUCUGUAAAAUGUGCAGAGUUGAAAUUGCAGCUACGUGACUUUCCGCAACCAUUGUUAUUAGUGGAAGGCCUAAGCAUAUGGGGAAGAUUAGCCGGAGCCGAAGCUCUCGCUCCUCCACGGGCCAGAAGAACCGUCAGAAUCGAAGUGGGAGCUCCCUGGGAUGAUAUAGUCGUUGAGCGAGGAAUGACAUCUAUGAAAUACUACCACGAUUUGAACUGGGAUAUCGAUAAAUAUAGAUAUGCUUUUGGACCCUGCUGGGAGCCAGUGAUUGCACAGUGCAAUCUCAGUUUUGAGAAGAUCAAUCAUCCCUCAAGAGACCCGAGUCCACCACUUCCUUUUUGGGACAAGAUGAGACUAUCUUUCCAUGGUAGAUUGACUCUGUGUGUGAAACAACUGACUAUUCUACUCCAUGCUUCGCUCGAUCCUUAUAAUACUACUGAGGAGAUGGAAUUGACUUGGACUGGCUUGGAGUUGGACUGGACUCAGGGACGAAUAAUCAUUAAGGGUGAUUUGGACGUCUGUGUAAGGACUGCCAGCAAAUACGAUGACUGCAGACUUCUACAUUUGCCUAAUGUCCGAAUGAGUAUUAAAUUAGCUUGGGUAUGUUUGGGAGAUCCUCGUGACCAUCACACUGCCAUACCCUGUGCUCCUGAUAGGUUACCAGAAUAUUCAAGCAAUCAGGAACAUGAUUCCUUCAGGGCAUUUAGAUCUCAAAAUUUAAACGUCAGUCUUGCAUUGGAAACGAAACCUACGGGAUCCCCGACCUCGACCAGUGCUCCAAUCGCGCUACUUUAUGGAAGUACCUUGCGUUGGUUUGAGAGCUUGAAAUUUAUUUUGUCUGGAGCUACUAGACCGACGCGGAAAGGUCCGCUGUUUAAAAAUAUAAGACCGAGAAAAAAGCAAUUGAGCAGACACUAUAGAAAAGUAAGACUGACCUUGGCAUUCCACAGAUUUCAUGUGAGUUACUGGAUGUCAUCGUCGAUGCAGCGUGGCUUCGAAGUUACCGGAGGUAGAGUAGGUUGCAGUUCUGAGCAUAAUUUAUCCCUCUAUCCUAUAGACGAUGGUCUGCGACACAGACCCAGAGCCGAGUGGUCAGUAAUUUAUAUGAACUGUGAACUUAGCGAUGCAGAAAUUUGGCUUCAGAGAGCUCUGCGAGAGGACAAGGAGAGUGCUGCUUUAAGACAAAAGGUUGAAAAAUAUUACUGCUUGAGUGUUGCAAGAGUAAGUUAUGGAAGAGAGGCAAAGAUAGCUGGUGUAUACGGGGAUACGCCGACACAUAGACUAGUAGUUCAUGAUCUACGGGGUGCUUGGACGAAAACGAACAGAGAUGUGGCAUUUGCACUAUUUGAUUCCUUUAUUACCAGUCAGCAGCUGAAAAAAAAUCUCUCAACUGCUGCGCUCAAAGGUUUUCACAGAGAGAAUACUUCUACGCCAAAUAAAAAUAGAAUUAGACCUGUCGAUGGGCAGAGCACUCCGACUCAAAUGACCCCAUCUCCAGCUACCAAGCCGCAACAGGGGGAAGCUGCUGGAAUGUUGCAGAGACUGAUAGCAGAAGCGGCCAAUAAGCCCAAAGCAUUUAGCGAUGACUUAUCUGGCCAAACUAGAGGACAGCAACUCCGUGGAUUAGCUGCCUGCCACCAAGAUGACGUUACUCACAAGAAUUGGUUGAUUGCUCUGGUCAAUAGUCAAGUAUUAUUGAAAGGAAUCGAGACACGUGGUUAUGUUAUUCUUUCUGCAGCAAAGGCAGAAAUAUUGCAAAGAGUUCAUAGGCCAGUUUGGAGGGAAAGGACUUUGGUCUCAAAAACUACAUGGGUUGGAUCUCUAGAGUGUAUGCAGUACUAUGCCACCGUCAGCGCUAAUAUCGAUGACAAUAUUGACGACAACAUCAUGUGGUUGACACUCGAUAAUAUCCAGGAAAAAGACUCCACUGUAAUAGCAGAACUGCCAGAUGUUCCUGCUCUUGUAGGAUCUGGACAAAGUGUGGGAGGAGUCGUGAGUCAAACUGUUGGAGGUGGCGGUGGCUCCCAGCAUCAACUCCAGAGAAUAGUUUCUCGCUGUAAAUGUGAAUUUUUUUAUGUCGGUUAUGGCCAGUCUUUGGAUGCUGGAUGUUUAGACGAAGUUCCACCUCCACCAGGAGAAGAAGUCAGUCCUUGGGAACGCAAAGAGCUGUCUGCGGCUGACGCCUUCACCUUGACCCACCAUGAUCUUGACGUCUGCACAAACUCGUUGCAGUACGCUAUGAUUUUAGAUAUCGUAAAUAAUUUAUUGCUCUAUGUAGAACCCAGGAGAAAAGAGGCUCUGGAACGGUUGCAACGAAUGAGAUUUCAGUUGCAGCUUCAUUCUGUUGAGGAUCAAAAACGGCCUAUACAACAGCUCCAGAACACCGUGCGCGGUUUAGUCGCCAAAUUGAGGAGAUUAGAGAAGGAAACUCAUCUAUUCCAGAAAGCUUUAGCUGAAGAACCAAGUCCUGAGUUAUUGGAAGAAAAAGAACGAUUAGAAGCACGAGUUUAUGAAUGUAAAGAGCAGCUCAAUGCUCGAGCUGAAGAAUUAGACGUCAUGUUAAGCUGUUACAAGGAAACGACUGCUCCCGCUGCUGCCUCGACCACACUGAAAGACAAGCCAGCAGCAGUUGCCAGAGCAGCCGAGAUUUGCUUCAAAUAUGCACAAUGGAGGCUUACCGAUGCCGAUGGCCUGUUGGGGAUUGCAGAUCUUACUCUGAAAAACUUUCUUUAUACCAAAACCAGCAAAACCGAUGACUCUGUUGAACAUUUGUUAGAGUUGGGAUAUGUUAUAAUGACCAAUCUACUUCCAAAUCAAGUUUACACAGAGGUUCUAACUCCUACGGAAUUGCAGAGCAAUAUGCCAGUCGAGAGACAAAGGGCUCUCAGGGUGUUUUGUCGUGAAAAAGCUCCAGUGGCAGGAAUAUCUGUGAAGGAACAUUUCGAAAUAAAUGUAGUCCCUUUGACAAUAGGCUUGACAAAGAAGUUCUUCAAUACCAUGCUGAAAUUCUGUUUCCCUGGAAGAGAUCCGGAGGGAAUUGAGGAGCCUCCAGCCCCACAAAGAGAUUCGUCAUUUUAUGUACCAAUGGAAAGACGUGAUGACGUAGAAAAAAUGAAGGAAAGGGCAGACAAAAACAAGCUGUUCAUCUAUAUAAAAAUCCCAGAAGUUCCCGUUAGGGUUUCGUACAAGGGAAACAAAGAGAAGAAUUUGGAAGAUGUGAGAGACUUUGCGCUGGUGAUACCUACUCUGGAAUAUCAUAAUGUCACCUGGACUUGGCUGGAUCUGUUGCUAGCAAUGAAGAGUGAUUCCAGACGGGUUAUUUUGAGCCAAGCAAUAAAACAGAAAUUACAAAUCAAGCCACGAGGUCCACAACAAAAAGCACCACCACAAGAGGAGGAUAAGGCCCGUCUUUUGCUCGGAGCCAGGCAUCUUCCCGGUGAUGCACGUAAAAAGAGUGUUUUUAAGUUCAAAUAGUAAUUCCUACCCGUUCAAAUCUUACAAUACGUUCGUCCUCUUCAAUAGUAGUUUGAUGGAUAAUUUUACCUGUUGGUAGUGCUCAGGAUUUUCACAAUAAUUCCGUAUAAUCACUUCAAUGUGUACAGUGAAUCUAAAUUAUAUUCUUUGUUCUUUUGGAGAUAUAUUUCUUCGGAUUUCUAAUUGGGAGUACUGUGACUCCAAGGCUAUAAAUUCCUAAAUCUUGCCAGUAUCUAGUUGGAAGUUAUUCUUUUGAUUUAUUAGCAAUCCUUGGUUGUAUUGUACGUCUGUCGAGAGAAUGAAAGCAACGUAAAAAAAAAAAAAGUUCACCCAAAUUUUACAAUAAUAAUCCAAAUGUUCAAGAAAAUCACCGAUCUAAUUACACUAUGGCGUACAAUCAUGCCGUUUGAGAUUUCAUACAGCCAAUCAACAAUGGAUAUCACGCAGAAUUAAUUCACUUGACUAAUUCUGUAUUGAUACCCUUAGUAUGAGAUUUUUUAAACAAUUUUUCUAUUUAAAUUGUGGCUGUCCAUAGAAAUACCGAUGAAGGGUAACUUGAAAUUAUUUAUUACGACAUUGAAUAUGACUAAAGUCUGCAAUAAAUGAGAAACCUGAACUUGAUAAAUUUCCAGUAUUUUUGUCAGUAUAGAAAGAAAAUAAAAAAUCAAAUUUCAUUAUGCACAAAGUUUUUUUGUGAUAUUGUAGUCAUGGUUGUUUUGUAGAUUUAUUUAAUUUUUUAUCUUAGAGCUAAUAACGUUUUAUAAUCAACGACUUAUCACUCUAAUGCUUUCUGCUCAUGAUCUUCUCGAUCAUAUACUUUUUGAUGGAAAUUGUUUUAGUGAAGUAUGAUUGUAGCACAGCAGGCUGUUGACUUAUUUGUUAGAUUAAUAUAAUAUUGAGUAAUAAAGUACUUAUUUACAGAAUA
This is a messenger RNA of Athalia rosae (coleseed sawfly), 7272 nucleotides long. It is a transcript of the gene hob, whose product is annotated as protein KIAA0100. The record is from RefSeq and is a predicted model, not a curated record. The transcript has 14 exons. Lineage: Eukaryota; Metazoa; Arthropoda; Insecta; Hymenoptera; Athaliidae. Bases 81 to 6347 code for a protein of 2088 amino acids.